Molecule: messenger RNA, 1911 nt
Organism: Closterium sp. NIES-67
Lineage: Eukaryota; Viridiplantae; Streptophyta; Zygnematophyceae; Desmidiales; Closteriaceae
Source: the annotation of a GenBank genome assembly
AAUCUUGGUUCUUGGACCAGAACGUGGUUUUCGGAAGCAACAUUACUCCAGGGAACUCCUUGGUUCCUCUACUGCUGUUGCUGACUACCAUCCUCUCACAUUGCUAUGGUAGGGCUGCGAUAGGUUUCGCAUGCUGCAUACCAGCACCGAGUUCGCCUCCAACCCUGGUUUAUUGCUCUGAGGUAGAAAGAGAAAAGGCAGGCGGAGUUUUCGCUGUCGGGAGUCGUCUCUGGAAAGCAAAUCUCCGUUGCUGCUGACCUGGUCAGCCAUGGCGCCGUCUAUACCUGUAAGCGGAAGCCGCUGGCGGGACUCCCGUUCGUGCUGCUGCUGGUGACGCUGCUGGCGCUCCAUCCUCUGCUGCUGGGUGCUGCCGACACCGGUCCGCAGCAGACGCCCGACAUGGCGGCACUGCUGCAGUUGCAGGCAGCAUUGCAGUCAACGGCCCCAGGGGUGCUGCCAACGUGGGGAGGGGACGGGGACCCGUGUGAGAAGGCAUGGACCACUGACAUCCGAUGCGACCCUGUCACUCGCCGCGUGGUGCAUCUCGAUCUCAAGCGUUCAGGCCUCGUUGGGAACAUUCCAACCUUUGAACUCUCCCUAUUCGAUGCUCUCACAUACCUGGACCUGGCUGCCAACAACUUCUCGGCGUUCAACGGCCAGGAGUUCAUCGUGCAGAUGACCAGCCUGCAGCACCUGUCUCUGGCAAGGAACAACAUGAAGUGGUUCCCUACAGACGUCGACAUGCUCACAAGCCUCACCUUCCUCGACCUGAGCAACAACCAGUUUGACGGCAAGAUCCCCCAUGGACAUCUUCCAGCUCCGCAACUUGGAAGUGCUGUCACUGGAAAACAACCUGUUCACAGGGAGUGUGCCUCGCACUCCUCAGCAACCUCGUCCGCCUCAAGACACUCAAUCUCGGCAAGAACGACUUCUAUGGGCCUCUUCCACAGUUCUUUGGCGCCAUGCACGACUGGUCAACCUGAAGAUGGACCUGAAUCGCCUGGAAGGGACCAUCCCCGACACCUUUGCCAUCCUCAGGAACCUCCGCCGCUUCUUCUUGGGCGAGCUCGGUCUGCUGCAGUCACUCUCUCUGGACGACUGUGACUUCACUGGCGGCCUCCUGGAGUCCCUCGCCCGCCUGCCCUACCUGACCGAGCUCUUUCUUGAGCACAACCGCUUUGAAGGCUCCAUCCCUGAGGCGUUUGGGCACUUCCCGCGCAUCGUGUCGCUCUACCUCAGCAGCAAUCGGCUCACCGGGCCGAUUCCAGAGAGCAUGUGUGGUCUGGCCACGGUGGAGCUGCUGGUGCUGGAGAGGAACGAGCUCACUGGGCCGAUUCCCCCCUGCAUGACGCAGCUGCAGGGGCUGCUGAUCCUGGACGUGUCGGAGAACUACCUCACAGGCACGAUUCCCAGCCUCCGGGUGGUGUUCCUGUGCCUGGCGUCACUACCCCGCCCUGCCCUGACAUUGGGCCGCUGCGACCUGCGUCGGGCCAACCUGUCCGGAGAAAUCCCGUCAGCAGAACUGGCACAGCUGAACCGCCUCACUUACCUUGACCUGGGCGGCAACGAAUUCACGUCCUUCAUCCAGCAGGAGUUCUUGGAGAGGCUCACCCGCUUGGAGUACCUCUCUCUGGCGGACAACCAGCUGAAAUGGUUUCCCACCUUCAUCAAUGCUCUCACGAAACUUACAUCGCUUGAUCUGAGCACCAAUCAAUUCACGGGUGAAUUUCCGGAGGACGUCCUCGUGAUGCCCAACCUGCUGCACCUCAAGUUGGAGGAGAACCGUUUCGUUGGUGGUGUGCCUGACGCCAUCACUGACCUCAGCAAGCUCCGAUCCAUCACCCUAGCCGGCAACAACUUCACCGGCCUGCUGCCUGAAUCGCUUGCGCAGCUCACAUCCCUUCAGGCCAU